GCCCUCGCCCGGCGAGAGGCCCAGCGAGAGCCAGUGCAAAACAAAAUGCCCCGUUUGGCCGUGCGUCCAUCUUUUCCAGCUUGCCCCCCCAGGAGAAGCACAUCCCACAUCCAUCCCGAAGCAUCCCAGCAAAGCCCGUGCAGAAAUGGCAAACCGAAAGCUGCAGACCGAGAUCGACAAGACCCUGAAAAAGGUCACCGAAGGCGUCCAGAUUUUCGAGGAGAUUUACGGCAAGAUCCAGUCGACAUCAAAUUCCGCGCAGAAGGAGAAGCUCGAGGGCGACCUGAAAAAGGAAAUCAAAAAGCUCCAGCGUCUGCGAGACGAGAUCAAAAAGUGGAUCUCCUCGCCUGAAAUCAAGGACAAGUCCGAGUUGCUGUCCUUUAGGAAGCUCAUCGAGCAGCAAAUGGAGAAAUUCAAGGCCUGUGAAAAGGAGCUCAAGACGAAAGCCUUCUCGAAAGAAGGCCUCAGCGCCGCAACAAAAAUCGACCCGCAGGAGCAGGAGAAGCAAGACUUUUGCUCGUUCCUGGCGGAUGAGGUCGACAGCCUCAACACCCAGAUCGACAGCCUGGAGGCCGAGAUGGAGGUCCUGCAGAACAACGUCAAGAAGGGACGGAAGAUGGACUCGGCGAAGCAGGAACAGCUGCAGAAAUUCGAGCGGCGUGUCGCCCGGCACAAGUUCCACAUCGGAAAGCUCGAGAUCAUCAACCGCAUGCUUGGCAACGGAGGACUCACACUAGAGCAGCUGAAAGACCUGGAUCUCAAGUCCGAGAUCGAGGCGUACGUCAACGACAACGCGGAGGACACCUUUGUCGAGAACGAGUUCAUGUACGAGGAUCUGGUGCUGGAAGACCCCGAGCUGGGCAUCGGCAUUGACGAUGACUCCAACACAGAAGCAUCAGUCGAAGAUGCCCCGGUGAAGGAGAAGGAGGCACCAACAUCGCCCGUCAAGCCUGCGCCAAAAGUGCGGCCGAUUCCGGAGCGUCAUCAUAGCAAGGAUGACAAGAGCUCAACAGCCAAGUCGUCAAGUGGCCUGGGGAACCUGUCCCAGAAAACCACGCCUGUGCCCAUCCGGGCAAACUCGGUGCCGAUUCCACCGAAACUGACGGAUGCGCCGACACCAGUCCCGGCUCCCGCGCCGAUACGAUACGCUGCGGCCGCAGCGACUGCCCUGUCCGAAGAAAAGAAAUCCAAAGUACGGCCGACAAUCGACGUCAACGUGGCCUCGCUACCGCCAACUUCGACCUCGACCAACCUGCGGACAGCACCACCGGCCGUGACAACGACCGCACAGAGCCCGGCGUCACGAGCGCAAACGCCGCUGCCCAAAUCAGCGCAACCUCCGGCAGUCACACCCACACCCACCUCAGCGACACCCGUUUCGGUGCCCACGCCGACGCCGUCUGCCUCCGCUGCACCAACGCCGGCUCCCGCACCAUCAUUGGCGACAACUCCUGCAGUUGCGCCUUCCCCAGCGCCUGUUCCCACAGCAUCUCCCGCGGAGCCUCCGCGAGAGGAAGCGCCGCCAGCCCCGGAGCCGAUCGACAAUCGCCUGCCACCUUCCUUGGCAGACCUGGUGUCGUCAUUCAAGGCCACGCGCGAGCGAUCGCUCCAACUCCGCGAGAACAACAGUUUUGUGCAGCACAUGCUCGAGACAAGUUUCCAGUUUGUGCCGGAUGCGCUGGACUCGGACAGGCCAAAAUACUACGUGCCAAAAACGCCAUAUCCUGUGCCCGCAUACUAUCCGCAAGUGCCACUAGGGGUCUUCGAGAACCCAUCCAUGUUCGAAAAGCUCGACAUCGACACGCUCUUCUUCAUCUUUUACUACCAGCAAGGCACCUACCAGCAAUACCUCGCGGCCCGGGAGCUCAAGAAGCAGUCAUGGCGGUUCCACAAAAAGUAUCUGACAUGGUUCCAGCGCCACGAGGAGCCCAAGACCAUCACCAGCGAGUUCGAGCUGGGAACGUACGUGUACUUUGACUACGAGGGAGCCUGGUGCCAGCGCAAGAAGGCCGAGUUUAGGUUCGAGUACAAGUAUCUGGAGGACUCGGAGGUGAGCAUGGCGGCUUAGCGAAGCGUGCUGGCGGGCAAUGAACCAUGCCUGUACAGCGAAGCACUGCUGGGCAGCCACAAUCGACGCAGUGCCUUCUGGCUACUGCCUUUCGGGAGGCUUCACCCCGGCAGCCGCUGUGGCCGAACACGAACGUGCACGUUUUGCACCGAGCGACAGGCUUCCUACUUGCUGACCCCUCUCUCUUGGUGGUUUCUGUUUCCUGGUGGUCACUUUUAUCCGCAUGUGUGUAUGUGUGUGCUCGUUCCUGCGCUCGCAUCGCAGCUGUGAGUGUCGAUGGAAUAAAGUUGCUGAGGAGACGCAGUUGACCUCGUUGAGUACCGAAUAGGAUCAAUCCCGGCCUGCACACGA
Molecule: messenger RNA, 2419 nt
Organism: Polychytrium aggregatum
Lineage: Eukaryota; Fungi; Chytridiomycota; Chytridiomycetes; Polychytriales
Product: Not1 N-terminal domain, CCR4-Not complex component-domain-containing protein
Exons: 11
Coding region: 146-2068 (640 amino acids)
Biological process (GO): regulation of DNA-templated transcription; nuclear-transcribed mRNA poly(A) tail shortening
Cellular component (GO): P-body; nucleus; CCR4-NOT core complex
Source: RefSeq, a predicted model, not a curated record